CAGACAGCUCCUUUUUUCAGGAUUUCGUCGCCGGCGCCGCCGCCUCCGUCGCCGUUGCCGUCGCCGUCGCUCGUAUCCGAGCUUGAGAAGAUCAAAACGGCGAUUCCAAAGGAGGAGAGAUAUAAACUCGGAUGACAUUUGCUUCUUAUUUACUGACGGAAUAGUGAAAAGAUGGAUGAACUAAUGGAGGAUUCCGGCGAGCUUAUUUUCACGGCGAUCGAGAUUGACCUGGAUUACGAGUUUGACGCCGCUCGAUAUUUCGAUUUCACUAAGAUUUCGGAAGAAACAUUUCAUUCUGACAUUUGGUUUGAAUCUGCUGGAAGCUAUUCUCCUUCACCUUUUGUGACAAAGUUAAUUCUGAGAGAGGACAAUCUUCUUCAACAAAUGGAUAUUCCUCCAAGAUCUAAUGGAGAUGAGAACAUGAGUUUGGAAGGAAAUCAAUCUAAUGAGCCUGAGAUCAAAGAUUGUAGAGUUAUGAAGGGAGAAAUUUUAAACAAUUUGAAAGGUGUCAAGCUCCAACAUUUGCCCACAAGUAAUAUCAUUGAUUCUUGGAUAUUUCUAUGA
Molecule: messenger RNA, 564 nt
Organism: Impatiens glandulifera
Lineage: Eukaryota; Viridiplantae; Streptophyta; Magnoliopsida; Ericales; Balsaminaceae
Product: protein TPX2-like
Exons: 3
Coding region: 172-564 (130 amino acids)
Biological process (GO): regulation of mitotic spindle organization; mitotic spindle assembly; activation of protein kinase activity
Cellular component (GO): nuclear microtubule; mitotic spindle
Molecular function (GO): microtubule binding; protein kinase activator activity
Source: RefSeq, a predicted model, not a curated record